AAUAAUCAAAAUGAAUACAUUUUUAACAAUUAUGUGUUUGGCUUUGGUAGCUAGUGCAGCAGCUAAGCCUGGCUACAACUAUCAACAACCAAAAUCUGUUGUUAAACAAUCAUUCUUUCCCUCAGCACCAGUAAGUAACAAUGUCAUUUACUCUGCCCAGCAAGCUCCCCCAUUGACCUCAUUCAAUGUUCAGUCUCAAAGCCAGCAAAUCAAGCAAAACUUUGUCGGUUCAGUACCACCUCCUCAAUUUGCUCCUCAGCCUAUUGAUGUAUCCCCUCCUCAAUUUGUUGCUCCUGUACAACAGUAUUCCCCGGCUGCUCCUCAAUUUGUUGGCCCAGCUCCUCAAUAUGUUGCUCCUGUGCAACAAUCAGCUGUUUAUGCUCCUUCUGCUCCUGCUUUAUCUUCAUCCCAGUACAAUUAUCAACCUCAACAACAAACCAUUGUCUCCAAGGAUAUUUUCAUUCACUCUGCUCCUGAGGAAACCGAAGAAAUUGGAGGCGAUCUAGGUGCUGAAGCUGGUCCUAUUCGCAAGAACUACCGCAUUGUAUUUAUUAAGGCCCCAAGCCAAAACUUGAAACUUAAUUUGGAUGCUCUAAAACGUGCUCAAGCUUCCAACGAAGAAAAGACUGUCAUCUAUGUAUUGUCCAAGAAACCCGACCUCGCCAACAUCCAAAAUCAAUUGUCUGCUGUACAAACCGAACAAAAGGCCCACAAACCUGAAGUUUACUUCAUCAAGUACAAGACCCAAGAAGAAGCCAACCGUGCUCAGCAAGAAAUCCAAGCCCAAUACGAUGCUUUGGGUGGUUCUACCCGCAUUUCGGAUGAAGGUGUUGCUCCCGUUACCUCCGUCAUUGGUGGUAGUCCCGUUAAGGUUGGUUCUGUUGGUCCCGUUUUCGGCAGUGGCUCAAACAAUGUUCCUGUAUUUUCCAGUGGUUCUUUCGGCGGCAAUUCCAACUUUGUACAAUCUGCUAGCAACAACCAACAAACUUUCGUACAACAAUCUUUCCAAGGUAACCAAGGUUCAGCUUCUACCGUAAGCUUUGGUGUUGAAGCUCCACACAACAAGUACUUACCUGCUCAAAAGAAAUAAGUUGGCAAUCCACUUAUUUGAAUAGAUAGUGCCAUUUUUUCCCUAAAUUUUCUUAAAACUAUUUUUACAAUUGAUCUUCUUUCUAUCGACAUUUAAUG
Lucilia cuprina (Australian sheep blowfly) is the source of this 1188-nucleotide messenger RNA. RefSeq lists its product as uncharacterized. The transcript is spliced from 2 exons. The record is from RefSeq and is a predicted model, not a curated record. Bases 11 to 1090 code for a protein of 359 amino acids. Lineage: Eukaryota; Metazoa; Arthropoda; Insecta; Diptera; Calliphoridae.